UCGUGUAAAAGGAGGUGAUGAGAGGAAUCUGAGCCUUUCAUUGUGAAGCCUGAGUCACCAAGAGCCAGGAAGCAAGGAUACAGGCAACACAGCUUUGAGAAAAGCUACACUUGCCGCAACAACACUAAAGAGAGAUAAAUCCCAGCAACAUAUGACAUUUGAAACUUGAAAGAAUAGUGCCAAUGACCCGGAAGUCUCGCGAGAGUUGAUAGCUGGCGAGAACAUGUUGCAUCUCCCCGGGAAGAGAAACAAUUCAAGUUAGCGAACCUGCAAACCUGCACAAACUAUCCCGUUAAGUUCGGUAUUACUUUGUGUUAUUGAACUUAAUGUAUCUGUGGAGUAUCUCCGGGUUCAGGGGGAUGUGUAGCUGCUCGUUAAAGCUCGACUCCAAAUCUCCAGCCUUUGAAAUGAACGGAUGCUAACGGGAGCUAGCUUGCUGGUUAGUCGACAUCAGCAGCUGUUUGGAAUCUUUUGGGUUUUUAUUUAGGAAGAAAAUGUUUCCGGAGCAGAGGAGAAGCUGGAUACUGACAAGCGCUACGGUCGCUUGUGUCAUCGCACUGUAUGUACCCUGUGUGCAGAAGACUGUUCCCGGUGGAGACUCAGGAGAGCUGAUCACCACUGCUUGUGAGCUGGGGGUAGCCCAUCCUCCAGGUUACCCAAUCUUCACCUUACUAGCUCGUCUGGCUAUGCUGCUCCUGCCCUCCCUCUCUCCAGCCCACAGUGUCAACCUGAUGAGCAGUCUGCUGGGGGCUGCAGCCAGCGGUGCACUCUGCAUUUCAGUCUGCAGGUUGGCAGGUCCUGGUCCUGGAGCCGUGCUGGCUGGAGGCCUCUUCGCCGUCUCCCGCCUGAGCUGGCAGUGGUCGGUGGUGGCGGAGGUCUUCACCCUCAACAACUUUUUCGUCGGUCUGCUCUUUUUCUUGACCGUCAGCUUCCAAUGUGCAGAAAACGCCACAGACAGGAGGAAGAUGGCACAUUGGGGAGCGCUGUGCUGUGGCUUGGGGCUCUGCAACCAGCACACCUUGGUGCUGUACGUGCUGGUCAUCAUUCCAUGGGUCUUUUACAGACUGUAUUCCCACAAGGAGCUGUAUUUCCGUGUCCUCGUGUCUCUGGGAGCGUGUUUCCUCGCGGGGUUUCUACCGUACAUCUACCUGCCUGUCUCCUCCUACUUGAACACAGCGCGUUGGAGCUGGGGUGAUCAAACCACGCUGUUUGGCCUGCUGACCCAUCUGCUGAGGGCUGAGUACGGCACCUUCAGUCUGGCGAAGACGGAGAGCUCUGUAAACCUGACCUCUAUGCUGAUGGCUCAGUUGGACCACUGCCUGGCGGACCUUUCGCUUCCUGUUCUGGCUCUGGCAGGAACAGGCUUCCUCCUCUCCUCACGGGACAGGAUGUGUCGCUCUGUGGUCUGGCUGCUGACUGCCAUGCUGGUGUUGUACUCACUGUUUUUCGCUUGGAGAGCCAACCUAGACAUCAGCAGACCAUUACUACUCGGAGUGGUUGAGCGUUUCUGGCUCCAGAGCGAUGCUGCAGUGUGUGUGCUGGCAGGCCUCGGCUUGAGCCGGACACACACGGAGCUGGAGAGGAGGCUAGGCUGUGGGGGGCUGUGGAAGACCACAGGCUGGGUCCUCACUCUGGGUCUGCUGGCACAUAUGGUGCACACCAAUCACAGGGAGUGUGAUCAGAGCGGAAACAGCGUGGUGGAGAGGUUCGGCAGGGAGCUUCUGGCCUCCGCACCAAACGACUCGAUCAUCCUAACCAGAGGAGAUCUGCCUGGAAACUCAAUGCGCUACUUAUACUACUGCGAGGGGGUUCGACCUGAUGUACGCCUGGUGGACCAGGAGAUGAUGACAUACAGUUGGUACGUAGCCAAGCUGGCGCAGCACCACCCAGGGGUUCACUUCCCCGGCCGCUUGUGGGACCCCGUCCACCCUGAGGAGAAAGAUACCUUCAGCCUGGAGCAGUUUCUGUUGCACAACACAGAGAGGAGUGUGGUCGCCUGCAUCGGGCUGCCUGAAGGAGACCGCAGCUGGGAGCAGAGCUUCUCCCGAUGGCCUUGGGGUGUGUGUGACAUCUUGGUGCCUGCUCAGAGGCAGUUCCACCCUGAAAGGUGGGCCCAGUGGACACGCAACAUGUACAACUGGACGGAGCUGCACGACAGUUUCCAUCCUGCGACCUGGGAGCAUGUUGCUAAUGAGGAGAUGUGGCAAGCCAGGAUGAAGACGGCUUUCUUUCUGUUUGACCUGGCAGAAAGGAUGCAGGGAGAGGGGAGCGCUCGCCUCUUUGAGCUGUCUUACACUCUGUAUAAGGAGAUUGUAGAGGCCCACUCAGACUACCCUCCUAACUGGGACAAGAACUUGGCACUGGCCAGCGAGAGGCUGCUCCGCUCUGGUCAACAGGGGCACAGUCCAGACAGCCUGCUGACCUGCAGCACCAAGCACUUUAGUCUGUACUUAGAGAAGGACCCCACGGAUCCCCAGGCGCCCGCAGUACGCUCAGCCAUUACUCACCUGCUGCAAGAGAGGGACAGACUCCGCCAGAGAAAGAGGCCAACCCCGUAACAGGAUCCAGGGAGACCUUUACAGAGCUGAAACACUGAGAGAGUGAGCCCAGCGGAAGAGCUGCACACUGGAGAUGAGUCUCCUCAGUGUUAAUGUGGCUGUCCAGAGUUUUGCUGAUGUUUUGUGUACAUGGAUGAGGUCAAAUACAACAUAUGAGUUGCUGUUUAAGAAGAAUGCUGAUGCAGAAUAGCUGGUCUACAGAAAUCAAAACAGAACUCUGCAACAAGGACGCAGAACUUCCCCUCGGCCUCGCUUCAUUCUGUGAAGUUUGACCUGGAACAGAGCUUGACUUGAGGAGGCCUUGACUGACCCCAAUCAAGCGAUGCGUGCUCCCCUUAAACUCACGCAUUCGAUUGCUUUAUCGUUACAUCGCACUCCCUCUUCCUCUCUUCUUCUGCUCUCACAGCUUUUAACGUGCUGAUUAUUUUGCCUCAGCCUCUGCUCUAGUUCUCUUUUUCUCACAUUAGGAUGGCAAGGCCGAGAUUGAGGGAAAACCAAUUUGGGGGCAGAAAUGGGGGAUUAGAGCGGCUGUUUAAUCUAGGACAGACUUGUGCUAUGCCACACAGUCCCCACUCCGCAUAACCAGCCCCACCCACCCACCCACCCACCCCUCUAUCCUUCCAUCAGUCCAUCUUAGAUGGUCCUUUAAAUGUUUAAAACUAAUGGAUUCGAUGAGUGUUUUUUUCCCUCUCUUCCUUCGUAACGGGAGGGCUGUAAUCCUUCAUGGAUUUAAAUGAAAUGUGAAAUGUCACAAUGCCAGAGACCCUUUUAGAGGUGCGUUUUUGUGUGUGUUGAUUUGUGUUUGCAUGUGGACAUGUAUGUGUGUGUGUGUGUGUUUGUGUGUGAGAGAACAUGCUUAAAUCUCCACCCAAGCCUUUUCACUGCCUGAACCGCGUAUAAGCAUAGUCGAUAAACAGAUCGGCACACUGAAAAGCAAAGAGCUUUGAUCGUCAUAGAGGCACAAAGUCAUGCAAACUCCAGGGACAAACGGAGACACGCAAGACCAUGCGCUUCCCAGCUCGCAGGAAAAUGGACUUUUAUCCCUGUGAGGGUUACUGAAGAGACAACGUGGCAUGCAAACACUGCGAACAGACCAGAGUCACCCGUCUUUGACGUGCUCUCAGGGUCCGAAACCUCAAUUACAGACUGUUUCUGUAAAUACUUGUGAUGAUGUUAAUGAACCUACUGCCAUGGAAGCUGUUAUGCGGAGGUCAAAGCAGUGUAUGGCCAUAAGCUUUCUAAAACUCAGCUGGAGGAGCCUGCUGUUUGAGAUACUACUAGAAAGCGAAGGACAGUUUGUGCACGUGUAGUUUUCCCAGAAUGUAAUCUGCCCUCUCUGUUCGCAGGAAUGGUUAGCGGCUGUCAGCUGGCUGGAUGAUGAGAUUCGACCUGCUGUAGCACAGAUGGUUUGGUUUCUCAUAAAAAGGGAAAACUGUCACUCUGCUUUAUACUGAUAAAACUAUUUCAAUAAAGAUGUUUAUUUUGAUGUA
Molecule: messenger RNA, 4048 nt
Organism: Notolabrus celidotus (New Zealand spotty)
Lineage: Eukaryota; Metazoa; Chordata; Actinopteri; Labriformes; Labridae
Gene: tmem260
Product: transmembrane protein 260
Exons: 16
Coding region: 495-2558 (687 amino acids)
Source: RefSeq, a predicted model, not a curated record